UUUGCAAACAUCAACAAGUUUAAAUAGCCUUCGAUGUAUAACGUAAGCUUCUUUGAUAAGUUUGAGUUAGGAAAGCUUCCAACAAGGGUUCAAUAUAAAUAGAUUAAGUAACUUACUACGUUGAUGCAACAAGACUAACAAAUAUUGCGCAAUUGGGUCAGUCGUGCCACAUUUAUGCAAGAUGUGCACAGCGAGUAAUAAAAUAAAUUUAUUUUAUGUCCAAGAAUAAUUAGGCCUUCAACUAUCGAACCAUUGUUUCAGGAGUCGUUUCAACGGAAUGGGAAAACAAGUAAACUAGAGAAAAUGGGGUGCCGAACUGGGGAAAUAUUUAAAGGGCCCGAACCCUAUAGAGUUGCGCAAAUUAAAUACAUUCCUGGCCUAACUUAACAAACAACUUCAAGGACAGAUAAGCAGUCAACUCAUCUCUACCGCUAGGCCUUUGUGCAGUCUGAGCACCACCCAUAACCUAGACUAUAAAUAACAGGCUGGCAAGCGACGCUGCCUAGACAACCAAAGUAGUUACGACGAGGCGAAAGUUGAGCUACUCAGAAACCGUGCCUGGCACGGAUAUGACAGCCAAUUCGGCGGCCAACUUGGAUGUUGAUGGUUUGGGUUUAGAACUGAAGAAAUUCAGUUGCGCGUGAUUUGUUGAACGCGUCGCUACUUCCGUUUUCUCAGGAUGACGACCAGUGAUGAGAUGGGCUCUUUCUGUCACGACCAUAUCCAACAUCCCUUGAUGUGGUGUGAUGAGAAGAAGCGUCUCGUUGAACGCAAGAAUGCUGAGGAAAGCUUGCGUAUGUGGCGACGUCGCAAAGCUGAAGAAUGUGCUCGGAAGGAGAAGGAUAAACAAGAGUACUAUGAUAUGUUUGUUCAGCAUUGCCCCUGGGGCAAGCCCGGCGGUGGAGCACCCAAUGUGGAGGUACGACGAAAGGACAUUACCGCAGUUGGACUGCACUCGACACCAACUGUUACUGCAGCUCAUCGUAUAAAUUCCUUACAACCUUGCCGCUACAAUGACUAUUUUACCAUGCAGAAAAAGUGUCACAAAAAUCCCAUAGCCGCCUACCAUCAUCAUCGUCACCAUCAUCCUGGUCCACCUCCACCUGGAAUAGCUGGAGGCCGCUUGCCACACACACAUUCUAUACACCAUCUGCAAGAAAGUGGCCCUCGAAGUAGUACUGUCACUAUUUGUGAGAGAGAACAUCCACACAAAGUCGUCAACGUCGCCCAGAAUGCCAAUGGCCACGUGGAUAUUGAACUGCGCUAUAAGCCUUCUCCGACUUGCAAGGGUCAAGUUAUGCUCAAUAAGGUAGUCGACAAUAGCGAGAAUGAGCACUUACAUCUACAGGAGAAAUUAUCCAACCAAAAAAAGAAACUACAAGCGAAGUUGGAAAAGCCGAUGUGUAAGGACCCGUGGGGAAAGGCAGGUCCAGGUGGUAAGCCAUGGCGCAGUCCAAAAGAAGUCGGGAAUACGUUUAUGAAGUCGCUUGGCUGGACGAAUAAGGAAAUGCUGAAGGAGUUAGAUCAGGAUAAUCCAGUGACUCCCGCAGAGAAAAACACAUUUCGCAAAUCGAAAGGAUGCAAGCCUGCCAAGCCACAGCGCUGCUGCGACAUGUGCACUUGCACCUGCGCAUCGGUAGCUUCAUCCAGUCCAAUGAAACCAUCCAGAAAGAUCCUUGUGGCUGCGGGGGCAGAGCGACCCUCCCCUAACUGUAGUCUCGGAUCACCGCCCAAAGAAUGUAAACCUAUUAAGUCGUGUCCUCGACCACCACGUGGCCAUUGUACUGGCAACACUGGGAACUGUACUGCCACUCCAGACGGUGGCACCUUUAAUAACGGACGAGGAGGAGAUGGUGGUGGUGUAGAGUUGGUGCCUUUGUUGGCACGUCGCCGCGGCUUACACCGUCCCAUCAGCCUGUCCAGCACGGAUGUGACAAAGAGGACGCCCUCGCAUGAUAGGUACGCACCACAUAAGCACAAGACAAUGUCAAUGCCCAGCAAAGAGCCGAAUAUCAAGAUCAUUAAAAAAAUUAGUCAAAUGAAGAAGCGGCUUCCUAAGAAUUUGAAUUGCAAGUUCCAAUGCUGCAGUUGCGACUGCGUCACAGCCACCGCUGCGCCGCCCACUUGCUGCCUCAAAAGGCUCACACUGCACAUCCGCUAAUCCCAGUCAAAUCUAUAAUUUAAGUAGUUAAUCAGCUCAUCAGUCAGUCUGUGUGUCUUUGUGAGUGCGCUUGUCUUUUCAGUUUAAUUGAUAUUCAACAUAACUAUAUACAUAUCUAAAUACUACAAUAUAUCAUACGUAUCUACUACGUUUACGUCUUUGCACUUGCAUUUUGUUUUCUUUUUGUUUAUUAUUAGCUCUUACUCUCAUGUAUAUUGAAACUAAUACCGUUGCCUCUAAUAUUCGUAUUAAAUUUUUUAAGUUCUCAAAGUUUCUCAUUUGCUUGCUCUGCGAAAAUUGUACAAUCUGUGAAAUUGAGAUGAACUGCGUAUUUUUGUUUGUGUUUUUAAUGGUUCUCUAUCACUUCUUUUGGCUCAUUCAGCAAUAAAAUAUCCAUUCUAAUACAAGUGAAAGUAUAGCAACCAAAAGAGCAAACUAAAACUACACCAAAUUAAAUAAACAAUUAAUCAGAAAAUAUCCAAUAUGCAAAUCAUAAUACAAAUCUUCUAUGUAUUCCCGCGCAAUAAAACGUUCGCUUUAUCUAAUCCAAUAACAAAAUAAACUCAAUCUCAAUAAAAUUCAACCAAAAAUGAAAUAUAAACGAAUGAACAUCAACAAUCAAAUCGACGUUGCUGGCAUCGCCUACAUCCACAAAUAACAACAGGAUU
Drosophila sulfurigaster albostrigata is the source of this 2829-nucleotide messenger RNA. RefSeq lists its product as uncharacterized. Lineage: Eukaryota; Metazoa; Arthropoda; Insecta; Diptera; Drosophilidae. The record is from RefSeq and is a predicted model, not a curated record. Bases 680 to 2161 code for a protein of 493 amino acids. The transcript has 6 exons.